This is a messenger RNA of Tetrapisispora phaffii CBS 4417, 1146 nucleotides long. RefSeq names its product mitogen-activated protein kinase tyrosine protein phosphatase SDP1 (gene SDP1). NCBI's taxonomy places the organism in Eukaryota, Fungi, Ascomycota, Saccharomycetes, Saccharomycetales, Saccharomycetaceae. Gene Ontology annotation, biological process: negative regulation of MAPK cascade; protein dephosphorylation. The transcript has a single exon. Bases 1 to 1146 code for a protein of 381 amino acids. Gene Ontology annotation, molecular function: protein tyrosine/threonine phosphatase activity; MAP kinase tyrosine/serine/threonine phosphatase activity. Gene Ontology annotation, cellular component: cytoplasm; cytosol; nucleus. The record is from RefSeq and is a predicted model, not a curated record.
AUGAAUGUUAGAGAUUAUGGCAUGGAUUAUGCUAACAAUUUGGUUGCUAUUGAUAACACUAUUUCAAAAAUGUCGAGUAUCGAUAUAAGUUGCAAAACAAAAAUAUGUUCGAAUAGAAAUACGAAGAAAUUAUCUUUGAAGCUUAACAAUAAUGACAAACUCAAAGAUAAUCUUACAUACGAUAAAUUGGACAAUGCACCAUCGUUAAGUGAUUUAAAAUCACAUAAUUCCGAUACACACAUCUACACACUGCCAAAGAAGAAAUUACCUAAUGUUAUUAUUAAAAAAUCUAAAUCCACUAAUUCUAGUCCCGUUGAACCUUCAAUUGCAUCUAAGAUGCGUGAUAUAAAGAGGAACCAGACGUUACCAGUAUCCAUAAAUACUACAAAUGUAAAUACUAUCAACAAGGAUGGAACAGAAUUUAUCAACACAUAUAGUAAUAUGAGAUUACAAACGUUGACCCCAACUUCAUCAUUACCACAAUCCGAAACUGAAAGUCACUUUUUACCGUUCGAUAAACAAUUUUUACCCAUUACUGCUUUGAACAAUAUAGAUAAUACUGGAUACUCAAAAGAAGUCCACGAAGAAUUUGCAUACCCACAUGGCCCAAUGCUAGUCAUUGAACCGUAUAUUUACUUGUAUUCAGAACCUUCACUAACUGAAAUAUGUGAUUUUGACAUUGUAAUAAACGUGGCCAAAGAGAUACCAAAUCUCGGCCCAUUAAUACCAAAUAACUUAAAACUUGAUUAUUAUCAUAUUCCAUGGACACACAACUCAAAAAUAUUCUUAGAAUUAAAGCAUGUCACCGAUAUCAUGCAUUCUGGUGUAAUAGCCAAGAAAAAAAUACUUAUACAUUGUCAAUGUGGUAUAUCAAGAUCAGCGUCAUUGAUCGUAGCAUAUAUAAUGAGGUAUAGUAAGUUAUCAUUGAAUGAUGCAUAUGAUAAAUUAAAAAAUAUCGUAACGUUAAUAAGUCCUAACAUGAGUUUAAUUUUUCAACUAAUGGAAUGGAAUGACUUUUUAAAAAACGAGAAAUCAUCAUCAAACGAUAUAAAACAACCACAAGAACAAGAUGAAAUUGACCACCGUCAAAAUACAACUAACGAUAUUUCAUUAAUACAAACACAUCCUGAACUUCUCAAUACUUAA